CGACAGACUCGUCAAGGCCGCUGCAUGUCCCAUCGCGGACGAGCACCGAAGAAGACGGCACACUCGCCCCCUCUCCUCACUUGCCAGCCAUGCAGGGCAGUCCAGCCAGUGGCCCCCCGACUUGGGGGCCAACAGGGGCCCAGCCAGCGAGUCGACGACCCUACCUCGCGGCCUCGUCGAGCGCAGGCCCCGGCCCCGGCGCCAACACUUGAUGCACUGCCGAACAUCACCAGCCGCCGGCGGAGUCGAGUACCCGUAUAUACCCUAUUGCGGCCUCGUGUCGUCCCGUCACUUCCUUCUCGGAACAUGUUUCGCCAACUUGCCUCCUGGACGUCUCACCACGCAGCGAUUGUCCCUUUAAAGGGCACCCGCUCCUCUCCAACAUGCACGAGAGGCACUCCGUCAAAACACCGCUGCUGUCUCUUGUCUUCACCUCAGCGCUGAGCAUCGCACUCUUCUCCGCGGCCGUCUUCUCCAACCCCACCUCGAUCGCGGGUGCCCUCGACGAGAGGAACAACAACCCGCUCAACAUCGACUGGGAUCCGGCGCCGGCGCCUGAGGACGGACCCCCACUCUCUGCCGGAGCUCUGAGAAACCCCAAGUAUCUACCUGCUGAGAUAGGUGGAAUUGUUGCCGCCUACGGCGCUUCUCUGGUACUGGUUGCCAUCACCCUCCUUUCGCUAGCAAAGAAGCGUCGUGAGCACCUUCGAGGUGGCGACGACGAGUUCGCCCUCUCCAGCCCGCCUGGCAUCAUCCGCAUAGAACGCCGGUUCAGCAAGUUCCCUAUUGCGACCCCUAGGACCGCGACAGUCCCCAAUUUCUCUUAUCCGUCGCCCAUCAACACCGAGUUCGAUCCGCCCGACUCUUACAUAUACCCGUCGCCAACUUCAUCCAUCACCGCUCCCGGAGUCGAUCCAUCUGUGGACCAAAGCAUAGUCCAGGCCGAUAGAGAAAUGGCGCAGCAGCAGCUCGAGGAAAUGUACAAGCAUGUCAUGGAGCACGAGGAUGCAAAGGAGAGAGGUGUCGUGCUCGACACACCGGUCAUGACGCCUCAGGGCCAGCACCGCGUCUCGUCGCCCUCGUCAUCCAAGAAGGAACGGUCUAAGCCGGCUAGCCUGAAGCUUUCUGGAGGCUAUGAAAAGCCGCAGUCCAAGACAGCUUCUCUUCUGUCGGCUCUUCGCUCCCCGAGAAAGAAGGCUGUAAAAGGCGUCACCAUUUCAUCUCCCAUCAUGACACCGCAGUCGUCGACCUUCCCUAGGCAGGAACCUCAGGAGAUGAAUCCAAUGUCCCCGCGACACUACGCCCCGCCUCCACCACCGCCGAUUCCCACGGACCAGAUAUCUUUUGGUGCUUCUCGCGUCAGCCGGAAUGGCGCACCCAUGACACCUGACAUCUCGCCUGAGAGCGUCCAAAGCAUCGACGAGCGGAUUAAUUCUCAGCUUGGACCAUCUACCAGUGCUAGGGGCGGCUAUCUAGCGCCAACGGAGGGAGACCCGGAGUCGGCUACGUCGGAACAUUCUCAGGUCCCUCUCGUCGGACGUUCUCAGGCGCCUCUCGCCGGAGCGCCUGCCUCUCCCACCCAUGGCCCUCGGUCUCCCACCUGGCCUGCUUCUCCAGGUCGCGGCCCUCGGUCUCCCACGUUGCCUGCCUCACCUAAGCCUGGCGCCACCUUCCAGCGAGGCAAUGCACCAUCGGCGGUCAGGACUGGAGGCUCUCUGCCGUUGCGAGCCUAUGAGCCAUCUCUGGCGUCUCCGUCAACCAUUGCCCGCACCACUAAGCAGACAGUGUUUGAGAGGAGGGGGCCUCUCUCGCCAACUACGGGCAGGACGCCGCGAACCGCAGGAGCUGUGCCGUACUCGCCAUACCAGCCAUUUACACCCGUCGUGCCGGUGACGCCCUCUCUUGUGACCAAGGAGGACCGAAGGCGGAUGAAGAGGAUGGUGCCAAAGACUCCCACGCUGGACAUGGUGCAGAGCGAGGAGGAAAUGUGGUAAACAAGAUUCCUAGGAAGAAGGGAAUAUCAAGCCAAGAUGAAUGCCCUUGGGGGGGUGGGGUUGCCUUUUAGAUAUCAUCGACACCGGUACCAGUGAUUAGCAAUUGCCCUGUCAGAAUGGCGUUUUUUCUCUUGAGGUGCUUGCAACCGUUGCGCCAUCGCAUUCCUCUUUGUUGCCCGUGCUAUAGAGCGCCUUAUAUGAAGUAGCAGAUACCGAUACGGACUCAUGUCCACACCCUUGUA
Molecule: messenger RNA, 2236 nt
Organism: Purpureocillium takamizusanense
Lineage: Eukaryota; Fungi; Ascomycota; Sordariomycetes; Hypocreales; Ophiocordycipitaceae
Exons: 1
Coding region: 384-1994 (536 amino acids)
Source: RefSeq, a predicted model, not a curated record